Podarcis raffonei (Aeolian wall lizard) is the source of this 1524-nucleotide messenger RNA. Its product is annotated as putative defense protein 3. The transcript is spliced from 5 exons. The record is from RefSeq and is a predicted model, not a curated record. Gene Ontology annotation, molecular function: oxidoreductase activity, acting on metal ions. Lineage: Eukaryota; Metazoa; Chordata; Lepidosauria; Squamata; Lacertidae. The coding region runs from base 810 to 1409 and encodes 199 amino acids.
GCACCCCUUCAGCCAAGCGGGAGGAGAAAUGGAAGGGGCUCCAUUUCUCCUGCCGCUUCGCUGAAGGGGCGCUAAGCAGAGAGGGGAAGAAUUUUUUUUUCUUGUUCUCCCCCUCUAAAACAAGGUUUGUCCUAUGGUCGGGUGCAUCCUAUAGAGCGAAAAAUACGGUAAUCAUUAAAAUAAAUAGGAAUUGUGGGUCAAAACUGUACUUUAAAUCUGUGGGUUUUGUUAUACUCUUAUUUUAAAAGUCACAAUUUCCAUGCAAUUUGUAUUUAUAUUUUUCUCUGCUGUUGUGGUCUUGAUAACCCUGUGCUCUAUCUGAUGAACAAAUGAACUGAAAGUUUGCACACUUUUCUGUUUUAUGACAUGUCAGUGUAGUGUGUACACACACUAGGAAGCAGCAACCGAUUGCAGUUUCCCAACAGAUGCAGUUCACACAAUACUUUUGUGUGUGUGUGUGUGUUUUAAUAUAGAAAUGGACAGUGGAGAAAACUAAUGCCCCUUUGAAACAGGCAAAAGCACUGUAAAGUCCUCACCGUGCAAGUUCCAUAAUCCAUUUCCUUAGCUCGUGUCCACAUGGAAACCUUAAGAAACAAUAUGCAAUUCUCAAUUUGGAAGUCAUGUGAGCAAGAGAAGUGGGUUAUAAUUGCAUCCGAAAUGAGUAGAAAGUGAAUCUGUUAUGGGUCAGUGACUCAGCAAAGCUCAUGCUUUCAUCAUUUUGAAGAUUCUUCAAGCCUCUGAGAAUUCAUUCUUGCUUCCAAGGAGCAGGAGAGAGUGAGAGAGAACUAGCAGCUACUUCUCUUGCAGACAUGGCUUAUUGGAACCCCUUCCUUCUCUUCAACUUGAUGGCCCCUUGGAUCAUGCUCUGUCCAUCUCAUGCCUUUCCAACUGGUGCUCCUGCAUCAGCCUGUGAGAAUAUGUUACCUAUUCACACAGGGACCCAGCCUCAACAGACUCCAGCACCCUAUGAAUUCCUAGUUAGUACACCCUAUUUCCUAAACGGGCAGCCUGUUAAUGUUCAGAUCCUUGGUUCUGCAUACAGAGGGUUAUUGUUGGAAGCUCGUGCAUUUGGUUCCACAGCUGCACUAGGUUUUUGGCAAACUCCUCCCAAUAAUACUAAAUUAUUACAGUGUUCUGGAAAUCCACAAGGCGCAGUGACUCAUUCUAAUACCAAUUUAAAAACAGGACAAGACAGUUACACAUGGCUUCCACCCAACUCUGACUGCCCUUCAGUAGUUAUAUUUGUGGCUACAGUCGCCCAGUCUCAUGACAUCUACUGGACCAACGUCAAAUCCAAAGUGAUCUGGAGAAAUUCCAAAGCUACCUGUGGAGUGGAAUCAUUUACAAGGUCACUAUCUGCUAAUGCAGCAAUCUUCUCUCUGCUCCCGAUUUUACUGGGAUACAUUUAGAAACCAGCCUACAGCAAUUUACUCGCAUUCUUUAGUAAUCUAAACACAUUGUUUUGUGUGAGAUAUGCAUUAAAUAAUAAAAAGCUCUGCUCACUGCAGUGAAGACUUUCCUAAA